CCACUUUUGGCAGCCCAUGUCUUCCCACUUUGAGCACCACAGGAUGAGGCAGAGGACAGAGGGGCGGACGCAGCGCUAGUUGGCACACAUGCUCCUCCAUCAGAUGAAAAGCAUGAUGUCCCAGUAGAUGGACCGCAUGGGGUCUUGCAGCUCGGGGUGCAUGAUGUUCCCCAGGAUGGACCACAGGCUGGUUUGCAGGUUGGGGUGCAUGAAGGUCCACAGGUUGGUGGUCUGUAACAUGGGAUGCAUCCACAGGAUCGGUCAGAGGUGCAUUCACAGUUUGGGCCACAGAUGCAUCCACGGCAUGGGCUGAAGGGCGGCUUGCAGCUAGAGGUGCACGAUGUUCCACAGGAUGGACCACAUGCUGGCUUACAGCUUAGGGUACAUGAUGUUCCCCAGGAUGGACCACAUGGUGACCUGCAGCUUGGAAUGCAAGAUGUUCCCCAGGAUGAACCACAUGUUGGCUUACAGCUUGGGGUGCAUGAUGUUCCCCAGGAUGAACCACAUGUUGGCUUACAGCUUGGGGUGCAUGAUGUUCCACAGGAUGAACCACAUGUUGGUUUACAGGUUGGAAUGCAUGAUGUUCCACAGGAUGAACCACAUGUUGGCUUACAGCUGGGGGUGCAUGAUGGUCCACAGGAUGGGCCACAUGGUGGGCUGCAGCUUGGGAUGCAUGAUGUUCCACAGGAUGAACCACAUGUUGGCUUACAGCUGGGGGUGCAUGAUGGUCCACAGGAUGGGCCACAUGGUGGGCUGCAGCUUGGGAUGCAUGAUGUUCCACAGGAUGAACCACAUGUUGGCUUACAGCUGGGGGUGCAUGAUGGUCCACAGGAUGGGCCACAUGGUGGGCUGCAGCUUGGGAUGCAUGAUGUUCCACAGGAUGAACCACAUGUUGGCUUACACUGUGGGGCUUCCGCAUGGGUCACCGCACACGGUUUGCACACAACCCGAGCAUGGCUCUGUGCACUUCACGGCGGCCCCUUUCACCGCCACGGAGUGA
Molecule: messenger RNA, 1000 nt
Organism: Pogona vitticeps (central bearded dragon)
Lineage: Eukaryota; Metazoa; Chordata; Lepidosauria; Squamata; Agamidae
Source: RefSeq, a predicted model, not a curated record